Messenger RNA from Darwinula stevensoni, 1563 nucleotides. The record is from the annotation of a GenBank genome assembly. Lineage: Eukaryota; Metazoa; Arthropoda; Ostracoda; Podocopida; Darwinulidae.
AUGGAAUCAGAAAUACCCGCCCUCGUAUACCUCUACCAGCCGGCCGCCAGUGAAGCGCAGAAGGGGCGGGUCUCUGGCGUCGCAAAGGAGUCCUCUCUGAUUGGUCGGGCAAUGGGCUCUCGUUUUCAAAACGCGUGUCAGCUGAUUUCGCGGGCGAGGGUCCCCACUCAGUUGUGUCCCGAGCUGCUUAGGCAUCCGGCACGAUCCCUCAUUUUUCGCUUUUACCUGUUUUAUGCUAGGAUAUUUAGAAGUGCAUUGUUAGGAGGGAAGAUGCUGAGACGCGUGCCUUCCAGCUCCAUGGCCGAAGAGCUCUCGCGUUCCGCAUGUCUCAGCGGGUUGAACCUGGAAGUCCCGCGCCAAGUGGAGACCGAGGAGAAACGGCUCCUGCCGCGGCUGUCCUCGUCCCUCAACACCGUCGGGAGGAUUGGAAUUUCGCCGAAGAACGUGAAGAAGUCGGUGGCGUCGCCGUUGGAACUUUCGCCGCUGAAACGGACGAAACAGCAAAUGCCAACAUGGAGCCAGCACCUCUCGUUCGAGUCGAGCCCGGAAACUCUUCGGGACAGCAGCAUGUCGGACUCCCUCAUCGGGUCCCUGUCCCCCCUUCACCCGAUCCGCUCGUCCAAGACCGAUCUCUCGUCCGUCUCGAGCGAAUCCCCCCUGUUGGACUUCUGCCGAAAGGCCUCCCGGGCCCAGAGGCGGUUCGAGUUCGCCGAGACCCCAGACUUUUCGUCCCCGGAGCUGCCUACGGGACUGCCUCUGGCCGAAACCCUCUCGGAAUGGGAAAAGUGCGACGUGGCCAGAGCCAACUUUUCCACCGUGCAAUAUGUGAGGCCUAAGCCUUUUCAAGCAAAAGCAAUCGCCACUCCCGUCUCAUCUCUGGUCACUUCAAGCAAGUUGUGUGCGGUUCCAAAGCGGCUCUGUUUCGCCGGAGAGCCCACGGUGGACGUGCUGCUCGAACUCACCAAGCUGGGAGAUUGCCCACCUGCAUUAACCCUUCUUCUAUCUUACCUGUCGCCGAAAGACCUCUGCCGCGUGUGUGUCGUCUCGCAAGCGUGGCGACAGGCCGUCCUCGGGGAUCCCUGUUCCGACCGGAGGAGGAAGCGUUUCCUGGAAGAGUGCCGCAAGCUCAAGAAGCAGAUGGGGAAGGAGAACGUGGUUCGGAAGAGCUUCAGCGAAACUCCGUCAUCGAUAUCGCGAACGGGAAAGUCGUCACCCUGCAAGAACCUCUCAAACACGGACUUCUCCAGCGGCAGCGGCACCUCUGGUUCUUCCGAAACCCCCUACAGCCCCUCUAAACGCAAAUUUCUCACUUUCUUUGAGGCUGGCAGGAGGCUGAACAAGGACGAGCACUUGACCCCAUGCCCCCACUGCUCCUCUCCCGCACGGGUGGAUCGGCACACCCACCGGGCAGAAUGCACAGGACGCAGCUGCCAUUAUUACUUCUGUUCCCGCUGCCUCACCCCACCCCACCCAAACAAUCCGUGCAGUUCCGUCCAGGGCCGACUGGAGCAGUCCGCUCCGGUCGGCAGUUCCAAGAGCCGUCGGAACCUCCGACGGCUCUGA